Molecule: messenger RNA, 3917 nt
Organism: Microtus oregoni (creeping vole)
Lineage: Eukaryota; Metazoa; Chordata; Mammalia; Rodentia; Cricetidae
Gene: Tmem47
Product: transmembrane protein 47
Exons: 3
Coding region: 240-785 (181 amino acids)
Biological process (GO): cell-cell adhesion
Cellular component (GO): membrane; cell-cell junction
Source: RefSeq, a predicted model, not a curated record
GAGCGCUGCGUGAAGGUCCACUGUGCAGUUGCCGUUGUUGCGGCUGCUAACGACUUCCUUUGGUUCAGCCUUCCCCACUCAGUCCCGCAGGCUUCUCGGAGUGUGGAACAGAGUCCCGAGGGUCGAGUCCCCAGCGCCAGUGUACCAGCGUCUCUCUGGUCCAGAGUUCCUGCUUCGGGCUCUUUGGACCCUCCUGGUGUCCUAGACUGCACCGGGGAGAGCGGCAGCGGCGCCAGGGUAUGGCUUCGGCGGGCAGCGGCAUGGAAGAGGUGCGCGUGUCGGUGCUGACCCCGCUCAAGCUGGUCGGGCUCGUGUGCAUCUUUCUGGCGCUGUGUCUGGACCUGGGAGCUGUACUGAGCCCAGCCUGGGUCACGGCGGACCACCAGUACUACCUGUCCCUAUGGGAGUCCUGCCGGAAGCCCGCCAACCUGGACAUCUGGCACUGCGAGUCCACGCUCGGCAGCGAUUGGCAGAUUGCUACUCUGGCUUUACUCCUGGGCGGUGCUGCCAUCAUUCUCAUUGCAUUCCUGGUGGGCUUGAUUUCGAUCUGCGUGGGAUCUCGAAGGCGUUUCUACAGACCUGUUGCUGUUAUGCUUUUUGCAGCAGUUGUUCUGCAGGUCUGCAGCCUGGUUCUUUACCCAAUCAAGUUUAUUGAGACUGUGAGCUUGAAAGUUUACCACGAGUUCAACUGGGGCUAUGGCCUGGCUUGGGGGGCAACUAUAUUUUCAUUUGGGGGUGCCAUCCUUUAUUGCCUGAACCCUAAAAACUAUGAAGACUACUACUAAACCAAGUCUCAGCACACACACACACACAUACACACACACACACACACACACACACACACACACACCACAAAGAGAGAAACUGACCAACAAAAACGAUUUAUGUCAUCAUCUUUUUUAACAAUAUUUUCUAAAACACUCAUGGAGCAUUAAGCAGUUUGCACAGUUGAUUUAAUAUCCUUUCCCUUUUGGCUGUCAACAUCAUAACCAGCUUUUAUAUCCAUUUUAGAGAACUGCACAAAUUAAGAGAGCUGAUUAGAUGUAGGCACAUGCUGCAAACUACCAAUAUGCUCAUGCCAUUUUUCUUGACAAGUGAAGGGUUUGUAUGACAGCAACCAUUGUGAGAAGCUAGAUGGAAGGAAAAUUGCCAUAGUCUCUUAUUGCCUGCAGGGGAGCAUCUGGCAUAAGCAACAUUUAAAAGUUGCUUUGUUCUGACAAAGAGUCUACUGUUGGAGCCCCUAUCACCUGUUUAUAAUGCACAGUGACUACAUUGGCUAUUGGUUACUUGCUUGAGUGAGAUUUUAAAAGCAAAACUGUUUUGAGCAUCAUAUGAUAGUCAGAUAAUUCUAUGUUUAAGCAUGUUCUUCUUAAUGGCAAGUUAUAGUUACACAGUAAGGAGGCCAAAGUUUGGAGACAUGCAUUUUUAAUUAUGCAGACAGGAAAUUGUGCCUCAGCCUCCUCUAAAAUGAGGCAAAAUGAGAGUAUCUGCUUUCCCCGGGGGCAAUCAGAAAGAAAUGUACAUGAGUUGCUUUUGUACCCUUUAAAUUAUUCACCAAAAUUUGCAGCAAACAAUUGUGCAUAUGUAACAAGCUUAUUUUUCUAGACUGUGCGCCAUUAGUAUAAAUGUUAAUAAGCUGUUCAUUAUUCCUCCACAUACAUACCUAUCAUGCAUAUAAUCAAUACUUGCUCUAGUGAAGUCAUUUGAACACUAACUUUGUGUGCAUUAAGAAGCUUAGAUCAACAUUCAAAAGUUCAUAUACCUUAAAGCUUUGCUCUAUGUUCUCUACUGAAUCACUGGAAAGUGUUAUAAUUGCCUAAGAAGCAAAAUUGAAAUGCUGUUAAUCUGAAAUUUAAUGAUUGUUUCAUAAAGCACUGCAGUUCAAAAGAAAGUAGGAAUUAGGAUGAUCACUUUGUAUAAAAUUCAUUAAAAUACAAGGCUGCUAUUUUUGCAAGUAUUUUAAAUGUCUUCAUUUUAAAGAAAGCAAUAGUGAUAGAGUUAUAUAAAUGUCUAAGUGUAUCAGUAGGUGAGUUGAAUUUAUUUGGUUGUCACCUGGUCCUCUGAAGUUAACUGAUGAGCUAACUGAUUUGUGCACACAAGUAUGAUGAAUUUAUGUUAGGGAAAUCAUUCACUGACUGUUCCAAGGGAAGGAAAUAUUAACAAUAGGAGAAAGUUUGCAAUUAAUUUCCUACUGCAAACUUUGUUCAUUUUGUUUAUUAUACAAAUCUGGAUAAUUUAAGUAUAAACCUAUUUUUAUAUAAAAUAUACAAUUCUGAUAUUAAAGUUAUAAAUGAUUAUUUUUGUUAAUGAAGACACUAAAACAAGUAUGCUCUCAUGUGACCCUCUUGAAGAAAGAAACAUUGGGGAAAAAAAAACUUUAAAAUGUACCUAUUUGCUAAAAUAUAAUCCAAUCAGAGCAGGACCAUGUCAAGAGUAUUUAAUAAUUUGUUUUACCUCACAGAGCAGACUUCUGCUUUCAGCUUAAGAAUGGUUGCCAAAAACAUUUCCCUGCCCCCAAAGGAUUUUACUGAAAUGCCAAAACCAAUUGUGAAUUUUCUUUGGAAUCACAAAGUAAUUAUGAAUACAUAACUCAUUCUGGUUUUAGUAGUGAUAAACAAAAGUUAUUAAAUUUAUCUUACAGGUAAAACUUUAUGAAAGUAUAUAAUUUUAUCAAGAAUUGUAGGAAACUGAAUGGAAAAUCUCCAGAAGAGUAUUAGUAUUGUAGAAUAUUUUGAGAUAGCUUUCUUAAAAUCAUAAAAUCUGGUGUGGACUCUCUUAUAAAGUUCUUUGCAUAUUGUCAGAACAGAAUGAGGAAUGUGAUAUUUGGAUAGGGAUUUCAGUUACUGCUCACAGUCUCUUGUGAGAUGAUCUCCUUAUUCUUGAAUUAUGGAAGAUCAGUACUGUGGUCCUCGCAUCAAUGAGGCUUGUUGGAGGCUACAGUGUGCAGGUGGACCAGUAUCAUAUCUAGAGUGUCAUUCUCUGUCCACCUGACAAUCCAAAAGGUGACAGACUAUGUUACAGGUUGAAGCACACAAAUUUGUAGUCUAUUGAGAAGUAGAUUCCUUCUGUAAUUGUAAUGAACCCUAUAUCGUAUUUUUACCACCACUAAUAUUUGGAACUUUUACAUUGCUAACAAAACUUAGCAGAAAAUUGUUGUUCCUCAUCCAAAGCAGUAUUGUGUCUAUCAGAAUAAAUACAAGUGUCUAUUUAAGCUAUACUAGCCUCAUGUCUUUGUAGCUUUAGGUUAGUUUGGUAUUUUCUUAAGCAGAAUUGUUAAUCAUGAACCCAUGGUUUAUCUUAGAGAGUUAAUAUACAUAGAGAGAUAUCAUAAAAGUACUCAGCAGGGCUAGUUAUUCAGAUUUCUUGCACAAGUAUUUAGCUUUUUGUAAGGUAAACAUGUAAAUUUUAAAGACAAAUAUAGAGAGACUUAUGUGUUUGAAAUAUAAAUGUUAUAUAUGGAUUAGCAUGUACCUGUAUAUUAUUAAACAUGCAGUGAACUGACUGGUAAGUGAUUGUCUAAUUGUAUGGCUAGCAAUGUAAUUUAUUCAGACUGUAUUUUUGUACAGAGCAGCGCACACUAACCUAUGCCUCUGUGUCCUCCUUAAUGCCUAAAACUGUGCCUAGAAAUUUCAUCUGUCUUAAAGGAAAUAAAAUGUAUCCCAUUCUGUUUCUGAUAUUAGUUUCUCUCUUACUAUUCUGUAUUUAUUAUUUUUAAAUAUCUGACAUGAGUACUACAUAAAUAUGAAUUUAUGGUAUUCUGUUUUUUUUUCUUAACAGUCAUCUUGUGAAACCGUUAUUUCAUUCCAGUGAUUCUUGUGUGUGUAGUCCCAUGAUCAGUUCUUCAUUUCAUGAUUUUUGUAGUUGACCUGAAAUUAUCUAUGUGAAAGAAAUAAAAAUAAAAGUGGAUUCACUGAUAA